Lingula anatina is the source of this 1647-nucleotide messenger RNA. RefSeq names its product protein FAM98A. NCBI's taxonomy places the organism in Eukaryota, Metazoa, Brachiopoda, Lingulata, Lingulida, Lingulidae. The record is from RefSeq and is a predicted model, not a curated record. Gene Ontology annotation, cellular component: tRNA-splicing ligase complex.
UCCGGUGGACCGGCACGUUUGACGUUGCCUGAGUUGUUCCACACAUCUGAAAUGGAAAACGACGUGUUGGACUCUUUGGAUGACUUGGGUUACGAGGGUCCUCUGUUAGAUGAAAAUGGGCUUAGACAGGCUAUAGAGGGUGGCCCACAGUCAGCAGAAUACACCCAACUUGUAGAAUGGCUGACCAAGGAAAUUGGUGGAUUUUGCAAACUUGAUGAAAUGGUUAAUGCUAUCAAAGGUCAGGAUGAUGUUGAACACUUUAUGCUGGAGCUCAGUGGGUUUUUAAGGGAGUAUGGUUGUCCACACAAGGGAUUAUCAGAAGGGCCUUUAAGUCAAAGGCUUGCAACUAAAGAAAACCGACUAUUAUUGCUAGAUUUUCUCUGCACAGAACUCCAAGCAGUCAGGAUGAUUGCAGUAAACAAGCCUAGCUUGCUGUCUUCCUCUAAUUCCACCUCUCCAAUGGAAGUUGAAAAUGAGGCUGAAAGUGACAGUGCCUGCCAUCUGAAGAGUAUGUUAAUUGCCCUAGGAUUUCCAAGGCCACCUCCUAAUAUAACACCAUUCCAGCUUUUCAGCAAAGUGGAACAGAAGGUUAGGGAAUUAAUAGGCAAAGUUUCUCCUAGUCACAUGGGUAAACCUCUUCUGAAAGCUAAACUGACUGAGAAACAAUGGCAGUCCAUUCAGUCAAUUUCUGAAGCUCUGCAGCAAGAAUAUGGACUGAGGAGAGAGAUGCUUCUCACUCGAUUGGAUGUAACCAUUCAGUCUUUUAAAUGGUCAGACCGGGCCAAGUCAAAAGAAAAUGAGGUGGCUGCUGCAUAUCAACCUCUUAGAAGGCAUUUGUCAGCUAGAAAGGAACUUGGAAUAGCAGAAAUAUUGGCUGCAAGAGAUGAUUUGAUAUCAAUCCAGAAGACGAGCAGUGGUGAUGCCAGGAUGAAGUGUGCAAUCAACAAAAUCAUGAUGGGUUCCGUGCCAGACAGAGGUGGUCGUGCUUGGGAGCUGCAGCCCCCACCACCAGACAUGCCAUUUUUUCAAAAGAGACAAGAAGCUCCCAGAGGACAGAGACCACAAACUGCAGGUGGGCGUGGUGGCCGAGGUGGGCGUGUCCAAGGAGGAUGGUCAGGUGAUCGGCCUCAAAGUGGUGGUAACUGGGGCAGAGGUGGAGGCGGAUAUCGAGGAGGGCGUGGUGGCAGGGGAAGAGGAGGAUACUGACUGUUUAACUGUCAAAAUACUGUGAUUGUAAACAGCCUUUAGCCCAAUUUAUACUGUUAUGUUUUGGAAGACAUAAGCUGUACGUUUCAUGCCAUACCUCUACAGCAGGGUAAACAUUUGUUGAUUAAGUGAAAAUUUUAAGUUUUUACUUUGUUUAGAAGACAAAUGAAUUGUGUAGCUUUGUGCUGCAACCUGUCUUUACAACAGCUUCAAGUUAUUUCUUUGUUUUAUUUUCAUGCAUUUCAUGUCUACUUUCAAAAUGAUAUACAGAUUUGUAUACCUCUUAUGCAUUUCAUAUUAUGAGCCAGUCAGCUUUGUAUGUGUCAAGCAUACUUUUUGCAACUACUUCAUUGCCUCAGGAAGUGUUUUUAAGUGAAACACUCGUUUUCAAAGCAGUUUGGGAAUAUGAGAAUGAAAUAAAAAUGCCUAAGCUUGAAACUG